Molecule: messenger RNA, 1404 nt
Organism: Alosa sapidissima (American shad)
Lineage: Eukaryota; Metazoa; Chordata; Actinopteri; Clupeiformes; Clupeidae
Product: hepatocyte cell adhesion molecule-like
Exons: 6
Coding region: 245-1333 (362 amino acids)
Source: RefSeq, a predicted model, not a curated record
GUGUGUUUGUGUGUAUGUAUGUGGGUGUGUGUGUGCGUGUGUGUGGUGUUGCCUUGACUUGUGCGUGUGUUUCUAUUAAGGUUUGUCUUUCUCAUCUCUAUAAACAGGCCAUCUGAUCCACUCAUCUGCUUGUGUGUGUGAGAGAGUGUGUGUUCAUCUACAUGUGUGUGUGAGAGAGUGUGUGUUCAUCUGCAUGUGUGUGUGAGGGAACUGGACUCAUCAAGACACUGUGUUCCAGACCAGGAUGAAAACUGUCUUGGGACUAGUGCUGCUGGCUGCAUCUACUCAUGCUCUGGAUUCCAUGUGUGAUGCUACUCAGGAUGCUGCAUGUUAUGGGGCUCUGGGAGGACCUGUGUACCUGCAGCUGAUGAGGGACACCACAGGACAUCGUCUGAACGUCCAUUAUGAAGGUGCACCUGUUGUUAGAUUAAAAGGAUCUACAGCAGUGUUCUAUGAGGAGUUCAACACCCCAUCAUUCCUCCAGAGGUGGCAGUUUGUUCCUGAUAACGGGACCAUGAUUAUCAACCCUGCAGAGAGCAGAGACGCAGGAACAUACAGAGUGGUGACCACUAACGAGACAUCAGGGAGAUUAGUGGGACAACACACAGUACAGCUGACCAUAGAAGCCCCUGUGUCUGAUGUGGACCUGUCAAUCAGCUGUUCAUCAGCCAAUGGGGAGAGGAGUGUGAGGUGCUCCUCCAAUGGGGACAGUCCUCAGUUCAGCUGGUCUCUGGAUGGGAGGCCUCUGGGUGAAGCUGAUCUCAGUUCAGAUAACCAGACUCUCCUGCUGAGGGGGGAUGUGACUGGACAACUCACCUGCAGCGUCAGGAACCACGUCAGCAGCACACACACCACCAGACUGAUGGAGCUCUGCUCUGCUAACCACAACCUCCCCUCGGUGUCAGUCACACCACAGCGCCUGGUCUCAGUGAUUUUUAUGUCAUACUUCCUGGUGUUCAUCCUGGUGUGUCUGUGUGUUGCUGCGUGGAUGUUCUACGUCUGGAGGAAAAGGAGAAAUACACACACACCAGGUCAGAAAGCCUCCGACACACACACACAACACUGUGAGAAAGCAGAGGCGUAUGAGCUGGAGUAUGUGGAGAUGUCGGCUUAUAAGUGUCGGCCUCCAGCUGACACACACACACCAGCAGAGACAGUGGUGGAGGUGGAGGCAGUGGAGAAUGGAGUACACACACACACACCAGCAGAGACAGUGAAGGUGGUGGAGUACGGGGAAGUGCGAGUACACACACACACACCACCCAGCACUGACACACACACACCUGCACAGCAGGACAACAGUGUGUAUGAUCACGUGCACCCACGACAGUGAGGGCUGUGCCAGUGUGUGUGUGUAGCAUGUAGCACAUUGUGUGCGUGGGUGUGUGUGUGUGCAUGUGUGUG